AUGACCACACUGCUCACUGCCACUCUGCUCGUUUUGACGACGAUGACGACGGCGGCAAGUGCGCUCCAAUGCUACGACUGCUUCGGAACGGGGCCCGACCACAAAGAAUGCACACAGGAACGGACGUGUCAUGGAGUCGCCUGCAUGAUUUGUAAGUCGAGAACGUUUCUGUCGAUGGAGUCAACGUUUACGAAAGUUUCAGUCGACGCCGGAGACAACAAAACGGCCAGCGCCUUCUGCCUUCUCGCCAUGAAAGGUAAUUCCCCUUAGUACACAAUUUUACUGAUUUUUAUGUUAUUUUAGGUCAAAAGAUGGAGGAAGCCAAGGAUGGAUGCUGGCUGGAGCCAGAUGGCAAGGGAAAGCACUGCAUGUGCUUUUCGGAUUUUUGCAACAAACUCGUUGAUCGCAGAAAUACCGAUGAAGGUUCGUUUCGAUGUAAAUCAGAAAGUUAAUGAAAAUCCGAGAAAAAGCAUUUCACUCUUAAAUCAGUUUCAUUGGAAACGAAAUGGUUAAAUCAGGCAGACAUUAGAUUGUUCAUAACUCUUUUUCUCUCGAAUGUAAAGUCUUGACGAGUUUUAUGAAACGUAUCGGACAACUUCUGGAUUCGAACAAAAGAAAAUUCGGUUUUCGAAUCUAGAAAUUGUUCGAUAUGUUUUGUAGGAAUCCACUGAGAUCUUCAGCUCAAACGUUGCAAAACAUUUAACUUGGCCUCACAUCGACCCGUUAGCAAAUGCACCCGAUGAUUGCGAAAAACUCCACGCUGUUUCUCUCGAUCCUCAAAAUAAUCCGUCGUCAAAUUCCCAAGUUGCAACGUGCAAACGACUAUUUAUCAGUUCUCUGAUUGCGCACUUUCUCUACGUUGCUCCGCGCGAGCCAAUCCUUGUAACCACGGGCACAGCCACCCCGAGCAACAAAAAAACGGUUGCUCUUUUCUCUCUCUCUCUUGAAAAUGACGCGAGAGCCGCGCACCGUUGCGGGCGGGGAACACAUCGACCGAUUGCGUCAGAGGCGUCUUCUUCUUCGUCUUCAUUUGUAGUCCCUUUCGGCCGAUAGACACUGAUUAGUGGACAUAGACACAAGAGUGAGGCGAGAGACAAAUAAAGGCCGACGACGAGCCCCCGUCCGACAGACUGAUUGGCGCUGGCUCCACGAGACACUCUGGUUAUCGCAACAUGGGGAAACUGGGGAUGGUCUGAGUUGGAAUGGCUUUGAAAGUUUGGAAAUUUGGAGUUUAGAUGAAUCAGGACUUCUUAGGAAUAGGUGCGGGAUGUUUGAGCGCCGAAGCAAAAUUCUGAUUUUGAAAAUGUUUCUCUCAAAAACUAUUAGGAGCCAAAUAUCACAAUGCUUAAAACGUGUAAAAAUGUUUUGCAGUCGACCCAAUGGCGCCACUCCUCCCAACCGCCGAGUUUCUGAAACAGAACCCACUGGUCGACUACGAUGCACCGAACCUCGGGGACUACGUCGACGAGGGAUCGCAUCCGGCGCCGAAGCACGUGCUGUUCCCGUCGGCCGACAAACAGGACCCAAGAACGGCUGGAAUGGAAGAAGAUGAAGAUGGUAAGCAUUCGGGCGAAGCCUCCUCGGAGACUAAACUUCCGCCGCUCUUCAGAUCUCGUCGAGAAGGAUUUCAAUGAUUACGAAGCCGAGGAGAAACGCAGAGCGGAGACGAUGGCGGAGACGAAGACGACGACGACUGCCGAUGGAGUGGAGCUGCCGCACGACGCUGAUUCGAAUGUGGUGAAGGCUGACGACGUGGCGGAGCAAGACGGCGGCAGACGGACAGUCAGUAGAGUGCCCGAGGACAGAGUGAGUACAUUGUCGAUUCUAUGAAUUUCUGUUUCGAUAAUUUUCAAUGUGAUGAUUUGCAGAAAGAGAACGAAGUGUCAGCGAGCUUCAAACCGCCAUCCUGGGUGCUUUUCGUCUUCCCGAUGGCCGCCUCGUGGGCCCGCUUCUGGAGUGCCUUCUAA
This is a messenger RNA of Caenorhabditis sp. 36 PRJEB53466, 1967 nucleotides long. NCBI's taxonomy places the organism in Eukaryota, Metazoa, Nematoda, Chromadorea, Rhabditida, Rhabditidae. The record is from the annotation of a GenBank genome assembly.